AUCUAGCUGUCAUGGCGCCCUGCACCUGUCUGCCGGUGGCGAUAGUAUUGAUCAGCUGGUUGACUCCAAGUCUUGCCUUGGGGGACAGCGACACCUCGGAGUCCCACAAGAAGGUCGUGAUCCACGUCCCUUCGUACGAGAAGGUGAUCAAACACACGCACACCAUCUACAAGAUCAUCGGUCACAAGAAGGGAGAGAACGACCACAAGCACCACGGAGAAGUGAUCCACAAGCACAUCCACGGCGGCCACGUCGAUCACGUCCACAAACACGACGGCCACGGACACCACGAACACAAGCACCACGGACAUGCCGAGCAUGGACACCAGCACCACGGUCAUACUGACCACAAGCACGCCCACGCUCUCCACGGCCUCCACGAGCACAAGCAUGACGGGCACGCGGAGCACGGGCAUAAACACGUCGCCCAUGCAGACCACGGGCACAAACACGUGGGCAGUCUCCAGGGCUCACACAAGCACACGGGCCACGCCGAGCAUGGCCACAAGCAUCUGGGCCACGUGGGCCACGAGCAUGGCCACUACGUGCAUGGAGGCCACACGGGCAGCAACGACUACCACUCCCGCGCGUGGUCGCCGGCCAUGGCCAUGCAACCUUAUGAAACGUACGAAUAUGUGGACGAUCUGCCCCCCAGGGCAUACCAGGCCUUCUACAACACAUACAACGGCUAUCAGAGAUUAGGUAGGGCCUACUGAACACUGUGGAAGUGAAGAUGGACGUUUGAAUCUCCUCCUAACCGAAAUUCGGUUUAGAUAUGUUAGAGAAUGAAUAUAAGCUGGAAACAUAUGUUAGUAUUGGUACAGUAGCUAUGAAUUUAGUCUACUGUAUGUACUUUUGUGUCUAUCAACGAAUAUUGUGGCAUUUUUACGUUAUGUAAGGUAACUGUACGAACUCUGGCAGUGUUACUACAAACCAUAGCCUCCUCUAAUAAUGAUAGUGUUGGUGUGUGACAACGUCACAUCGGCCGACAUUUAAACAGACAUUGCACAGAAGCUUUGCGGUAGGCCGGGGCUGUGACGUUGCCACUUUUGUCUCGCCACGUCCUUGUAUUAGUGGAGGCUAUAUUACUCCCCGUAGUUAAUUGGUAAAAUAAUCUUCUAUCUCACUCUGUUGUGAUUGAGGUUUCAAUAUCAAUCCCAGAGAACUUAUCUGUCGUCGUAUAAAGAAUCAUUUUUUAUUAUUGUAUGUGUAUAAAACUUAAGUUCAAAAGAAUCAUUAUUUGCCCUCUAAAAUGCUAAAACGAAUUUGUUCUAAGAAUUUGAAAAGGUUUGCCCACUUCUCCAAGUUUAAGUCUAAACCGGAUAUCGUUACUCGUAUACUAGGCUACAUGAUUCCAAAUCACAAAGAGCUAUUUUAUUUACCUUUUAGCCACGAAAAUAGUAUUUUCUUAAAACGACACACACGUUAAAAUACUCAUAACUGUAACUCCCAUAAAGACUUACAUGUCCAUGAGCACAACAAAUGUAUUUACUUCGACGGUUAACGAAUACUUAAUUCAUGUGUAAUUAAUAUGGGCACUAUUUAUAAAAGCCAUCAUAAUGUAAUUUUAGUGAGCAAUGUAUAUUAUAUUGGUUCCUCUUGUAUUCCUGAUAGACUAGUAUUACAUAUUAUGUUUGUUAUUGUACCCCAUAAGUCAUUUACCAUAUUUGAUACAUUCAAUUUAAUGUUAGCAUAAGUUUAGGGAAUAACAUUUGACAACGAAAAAACGUUUUUCUUCAUAGUCGGUCUAGAAGCAACUAUGUACAUAUUAUAGCACUACUAAUGUUAUAGAGCUCAAUAGUCAGAUAAUGUUGUUAUUUUUACUUUGUUGUAAAUAUUGCUUGUUGUUUGUUACGUUUUUAAUAAAUCAUUAUGAGAGAUA
Messenger RNA from Macrosteles quadrilineatus (aster leafhopper), 1882 nucleotides. RefSeq names its product histidine-rich glycoprotein-like. The coding region runs from base 12 to 716 and encodes 234 amino acids. The transcript is spliced from 4 exons. The record is from RefSeq and is a predicted model, not a curated record. NCBI's taxonomy places the organism in Eukaryota, Metazoa, Arthropoda, Insecta, Hemiptera, Cicadellidae.